AACAAAAAGAUUGUCCGAAGAAAAACAUAAUCUCUCUCUUCCUUUCAAACAUUGUCUCUCUCUACUGUAUCCUUUGGACAGAGAGAGAGAGUUAUGUGGAGAGAGAAAGCAAGGUCACCACCCUUAGAAAAAGAAAGAAAAGAUUGCCAUUUGAGAGAUGAGUAAAGCAAAAACCAUCUUGUCAUUCUUAGGGUUUUCUUCAAACUUAAAAAAAUAAAAAAAAAAUAAAAAAUACAAACCUCACAAAGUAAACUCUUUAACCUCCUCAAAUGCAGGUACCCAUUUGAGAGUUGAUUCUCAGGAUCGGAUUCCCUACCCCAAGAUCUCACCAUUUUUUUUCUUCUUCUAGUAGAAUCUGCAUUGUUGCUUUGAGGUCUUAUUAUCAUUUGGAGUUAUGCUGAUUAUGAGACCAGACGGUGGCGCCUUGUUGUGCUAAGAAGUAUAUUUGUGUAUGUGAAGGGUCAGACUAGGGAAUUUUGUAAAUAUCGUAGAGAGAAGAUGAAAUCGGACACGCUUCUUGAUUAUGCUGUGUUCCAAUUGUCACCAAAGCGCUCAAGAUGUGAAUUGUUUGUUUCGAGCAAUGGGAACACGGAGAAGCUUGCUUCUGGGUUAGUAAAGCCAUUUGUUACUCAUUUGAAGGUGGCCGAAGAACAGGUUGCACUGUCAAUUCAAUCAAUUAAGCUUGAAAUUGAAAAGCAAAAUAAUGCGGAGACUUGGUUUACAAAAGGAACACUUGAGAGGUUUGUGCGGUUUGUUAGUACACCAGAGGUUUUGGAAUUGGUGAACACAUUUGAUGCAGAGAUGUCUCAGUUGGAAGCAGCUCGAAGAAUAUAUUCUCAGGGGGUGGGAGAUCAGCCUUCUGGAGCAUUAGGUGGGGAUGGUGCAGGAGUGACAGCAGCUGCUGAUGCAACAAAAAAGGAGCUUUUAAGGGCUAUUGAUGUACGUCUUAUUACAGUUCAGCAAGACUUGGCAACAGCUUUUGCUCGUGCAUGUGCUGCUGGUUUCAACUCUGACACUGUAUCUGAACUCCAACAAUUUGCAGAUCGGUUUGGUGCUCAUCGCUUGCAUGAGGCUUGCACCAAAUUCGUAUCUUUAUGCCAGAGAAGACCAGAAUUGAUUAGCCCUUGGAAACCAGGGGUGGAUGAUCAAGUGGUCAGAGCCUCAUGGGGAUCUGACAUGUCAAUCGAUGACCCAAAUGAAGACCAAAUUGGGUCCCAUGUUAAUAGUGGGUCCCACCAACCACCCCAAAAUAAACACCAAGAACAACAAGUACAACCAAACGCUACACAGACCCAGCACCGCAUAGACCAAUCAAAGCCAGCCAUAUCUCAACAACCAAAGCCCUCAAUUACUACACAACGUUGUUCUCAAAAUGAAAACAAGGAAGAAGAGAAGAAAGACGAGGGGGUGACUGAGUCAUCAUCUAGUCAGGCCAGUCAACCUGCUAGGCGGCUUAGUGUGCAGGAUAGAAUCAAUCUCUUUGAGAACAAACAGAAGGAGAGCUCAAGCUCUGGAGGCAAACCUAUUGCUGUUGGCAAAUCUGUGGAACUGAGAAGACUUUCAUCUGAUGUAUCAUCUGCACCUGCAGUUGUUGAAAAGGCUGUUUUAAGAAGAUGGAGCGGUGCAAGUGACAUGAGCAUCGACUUGGGCAAUGACAAGAAGGAUGGUAGUACAGAUAGCCUUUUGUGCACACCCUCCUCAUCUUCUGCGUCUCAGGGUAAAGGCAAUGUGUUUCAAGGUUUAUCUGAGGAUAAGGAACAGAAAGCUGAAAAGGGUUUGAGUGACAAGGUAAGUUCAGUUCAAGUUGAACCUAAGAGUGGUUCUGGUAGAUAUGCUGAUUCCGGGUUGAAAGAUCACAGAGAAGUGCAAGCACAGGUUGGUAAUUCUUUGGGGAGAGAAGAGAAUGUGGGGUUGAAGGGGCGCAUGAAUUUGAAGGAUCAAUUGGGAUCACAGAACAACCAAUAUCAUCAGUCUUUUGUGGGUAAGUCGGAACAGCUUGAGGUGGGUGAUCAAGUGGUUUCUCAGGAGAAGGUUAAGGGUUCCUUAACAGGAGAGAGGGGAGGUUCAGAGGUGCAGUCUCGAGUUUUUCCUGAUAGGGCUGUGAUUGUUAGGGUUAAAAACCAACCCACUUCUCAGGCGCAGGUGGCAGUUGCAGAUACAGGGGGGGAUGCCGUGUCUGAGGGUGAAUUAAAAAAUAGAGUGGAGGCUCAAGGGAAAGACCAAUCGACAAUGCAUUUGCGUCUUAGGGCUCAAGGUCACUCCCGAACAUUAUCAGGGCAGUUUGAAGGUAGUAUUGGACUGAAAACUAAGGAGGCUCAGUAUAAAGGCACUGAAGGUGAUCAGCUCAGUCCUCAGCCACGGUGGACAUCUUUCACCGGGGAAGUUGAGGAAUUGGGAAAGAAAGACUUAGCAUCAUCUGAGAAGCAAAUAAGCAAAGUUGAGGAUUCUGGAGCCCAGAAAAUGAAGUUCAAGAAACAGCUUCCAGUAGGUCCUGAACAGAGCAAGAAGUCACUGGGUCGGAGGGAUGACAGUGGUUCUCUUUAUGCAAAUAAUAAGUCAGUUCUUGGUAAAAAGGUUCCUGAAACUGAAGAGAGUUUCAGUGCCCCAAAAAUGCAAGAGCCAACUCAAAGGAUAAGGCAGACAAGGGGAAACCAGGAGCUGAACGAUGAGUUAAAAAUGAAGGCAAAUGAACUUGAAAAGCUUUUUGCAGAGCACAAACUUCGAGUUCCUGGUGAUCAAUUCAGUUCUGUAAGGAGAAGCAAGCCUGCUGAUGCGCUGAUUGAACAGGAAGCAAGCUCACAAUACAAGAAACCAGCGGCAGUAGAUGUGUCUCCUGCACAGAUGCCAGACAAAAACUCAGUGUCUGAACCAAUGGAGAGUUUGAGUAAUAUGGCUAAAUUUUGUACUCCUCUGACAAAGAUGGUAGAUAGCCAGGAAUGUGUUGAUACUUUGACGCAGAAUUUCUCUGGUAUUAGUUUUUCAGAUGAUUCUAGAGGAAAGUUUUAUGAGAGGUACAUGCAAAAGAGAGAUGCAAAGCUGAGGGAAGAAUGGGGUUCUAAAAGGGCUGAGAAGGAAGCCAAAUUGAAGGCUAUGCAGGAUAUCCUUGAGCGAAGUAGAGCUGAGAUGAAGGCCAAAUUUUCUGGUUCUGCUGGUAGACAGGAUUCAGUGUCUAGUGCUCGACGGCGAGCAGAUAAAGUGAGGUCAUUCAAUUUUCAGUCACAGAGGGAGCAGCAUCCGAUAAGUUCAAUUCAGAGUGAAGAAGAUGAAGAUCUUUCUGAAUUUUCAGAUCAGAAGUACUAUGGACAGGAUAGAUCAUUUAAUGAGGUAUCCUUAGUGGAUGGUUCUUCUAGGAGCUCCAACACUAAGAAGCUUUUGCCAAAUAGAAAUGUGUCUUUAUCCACUCCUCGCACCACAGCAGCAGCAGCAGCAGCAGCAGCAGCAGCAGCAGCAGCAGUUCCGCGCUCAGCAGCCAAAGUUUCGAAUGCCAGUUCUGGAAGGCGGAGAGUGCAAUCUGAAAAUCCUCUUGUGCAGUCUGUUCCCAACUUCUCUGAUCUCAGAAAAGAAAAUACAAAGCCCUCUUCGGGAGCUGCCAAGAUGAUUAGUCGUUCCCAGGUGAGAAACUAUGCUCGGAGCAAGAGUACCAAUGAAGAGAUUGCUCUUGGCAAGGAUGAUCAGCCUCGACGGUCUCAGUCCCUUAGGAAAAGCUCUGCUGGUCCUGUAGAAUUUUCAGAUUUGUCUGCCUUGAACUCUGAUGGCAUUGUUUUGGCACCUUUGAAAUUUGAUAAAGAGCAGAUGGAGCAGAGCUUCAGUGACAAAUUUUUGAAGAAUGUGGAAACAAAGACUUUCCUCAGGAAAGGUAACGGCAUAGGUCCUGGUGCUGGAGUAAAUAUUGCUAAGUUUAAAGCAUCAGAGCCACCUGAGACUCCAAAAGAUGAAGAGGAGUCUGAUGAGCUAGCAUUUGAAGUGGAUGAUUCCGUGGACAUGGCCAAAGAAGAUGAAGAGGAUGAGCUUGAAUCUAUGGUGGUUGAAGAUUCUGCUGACAUGGAAAAUGGAAGAUCAAGACUGAGCCAGGAAUCUGACAAGUUGGAUAAUUCUGGAUCAGAGAAUGGUGAUUGCUUGAGGUCUCUUUCUCAGAUUGACCCUGCAUCGGUUGCUGAGCUGCCUGCUGCAGUGCCCACUACAUUCCAUACUGCAGUAUCCCUGCAGGAUUCACCAGGAGAAAGUCCUGUAUCAUGGAAUUCUCGCUUGCAUCAUCCAUUUUCUUAUCCCCAUGAGACUUCAGAUAUUGAUGCUUCCAUGGAUUCCCCCAUUGGAAGCCCUGCAUCUUGGAAUUCUCACUCACUUGCUCAAACAGAGGUGGAUGCUGCUCGAAUGAGGAAGAAAUGGGGAAGUGCUCAGAAACCUUUUCUUGUUGCUAAUGCAACCCAUAAUCAGUCACGUAGGGAUGUGACAAAAGGGUUCAAAAGGUUGUUGAAAUUUGGAAGGAAAAGCCGUGGGACAGACAGUUUAGUUGACUGGAUCUCUGCUACAACUUCUGAAGGAGAUGAUGACACAGAGGAUGGCAGAGAUCCUGCCAAUCGAUCAUCAGAAGACUUGAAGAAGUCAAGGAUGGGAUUUUCCCAAGGCCACCCUUCUGAUGAUGGCUUCAAUGAAAGCGAGUUGUUCAAUGAUCAGAUUCAAUCCUUACAUAGUUCUAUUCCAGCACCACCAGCAAACUUUAAACUAAGGGAAGAUCAUAUGUCAGGAAGCUCAAUAAAAGCACCACGUUCAUUCUUUUCGCUCUCAUCAUUCCGAAGCAAGGGUAGCGACUCCAAGCCUAGAUAAAUUUCGUCUGAGGAAAGUCCAGGACAAGUGCUUGGAAUCAUCUUAAACAGUAGGGUGUAAAGGAAUAUAUAUAAGAUACAAAUGCUUGAGGUAGGCACGAUACAAUGAACAGUAUAAAAUCUACAAUUGGAUUUGUAAAUCUUCAUGGAGUCAUGAGGCCUUCCUCAUGAUCUAGUCAGUAAUUUUCUGUAGUUGUGUCGAGAUAUGUUGUAUAUUGUAUUGAACAAGAAAUUGCCUAUUGGCAUGAUGUCAUUGUGAUUUUGGUAGUCCAGAGGCAUUCUUUUUCUCCUUUUAAUUUGCUCUUGCCUUUUGAUGUAUACUAAAGGUUGAACUCUUUGUCAAAAUCAGAGUUAUGGACAAUGCGGAGUAACAGCUACGUAAAAGAAAA
This is a messenger RNA of Theobroma umbraticum, 5212 nucleotides long. Its product is annotated as COP1-interacting protein-like protein. NCBI's taxonomy places the organism in Eukaryota, Viridiplantae, Streptophyta, Magnoliopsida, Malvales, Malvaceae. The record is from RefSeq and is a predicted model, not a curated record.